Messenger RNA from Fibroporia radiculosa, 1386 nucleotides. RefSeq lists its product as uncharacterized. Gene Ontology annotation, molecular function: structural constituent of ribosome. The record is from RefSeq and is a predicted model, not a curated record. Gene Ontology annotation, cellular component: mitochondrial small ribosomal subunit. The transcript has 10 exons. NCBI's taxonomy places the organism in Eukaryota, Fungi, Basidiomycota, Agaricomycetes, Polyporales, Fibroporiaceae. The coding region runs from base 1 to 1386 and encodes 461 amino acids.
AUGCGUUCAAGCCGCGUGCUUGCUGAACAGUUGUCUACCGCCUCUCGUUGCACCAUUCCACGAGUGAGACAGACGAGGGGAUACGCACAGGCAAAGAAGACUCCGGCUGCAAAACAUCAAUCACAGGGGUUCAAGGGGAACAAGAACAAAGGCGAUGAUGCAAGAAAGAAGCUGAAAGUAGACAACGUUGGACUAUUUAAGCCACUUCCCGUUAACCAGCUGACGGACCCGGUCUUUAAAAGUGACUAUCGUAGCAGUCUAACAUUGCCGACCUAUUCCCCCGAGGCUUUGACUGAUGCGGCAAUUGGCUUGGCCAUGGAGUUCCCGAUGUCUGAGAACGAAGCUAUUCGCGCGUAUGGUGUUCCCAAGAACUUGUUGAUCGAGUUUCGCGUUUUGUCAAAACCGUGUUCCGUUGUUCGAGAUGUAACUUUGAAGGCUGUGGACACAUUAGAUGCCGCUGGCAUGACGCCAAGUCGUGAUACAAGACUUAUAAUGACUGGGCCGUCGGGCUGCGGUAAAAGUUAUCUUUUACUUCAAACAGUAGAGUAUGCUACGCACAAUAAUUGGAUCGUCUUAUACAUACCUAGAGCCAUUCAAUUGGUCAAUUCGUCUACGACUUACGUUUAUGACCCGAGGACCCGGACGUAUCAUCAGCCCGAGUACUCGUAUCAGCUGCUUCGACGUUUUUUGAGCGUCAAUUCAACGGCCCUCCAAAAUAUCACAUCUCGAGAAGAUCUUCCUCUCGGAGAUCACACUAUUCCUGCGGGUUCGCCGUUGACAGAGCUAGUGGAAGCUGGUAUACACAACAAAGACCUCGCCUCAGUUGUGUUGUCAGCGUUGAUGUCAGAGCUUUCACAACAGUCGACAUAUCCAGUUUUGUUAGCAGUCGACGAUGCCCAGGCCCUUUACGGGUACAGCUCGUACCGGGAUCCUCAUUAUCGCACCCUCAUGGCGCAACAUCUCUCCAUCCCUCGUUUACUUCUCGAGUAUGCCAGUGGCAAGAAGUCUUUCCCUCGGGGCGCAUUUUUCGGUGCGGCAUCCACUGCCCAUACCAGCUUCUUGAUGCCCCUCGAGAUGUGUGAGGCCCUUGGACUUCCUCCAUCGCGCCCAACGAGUCCAUAUACACCGCGCUCGCCUGAUAUGGUCAGCUAUGCACAAGGCCUGCGUAACUUUCCCGUGCCGGCGCAGCUCAGUAUCAACGAGGCGGCGGCGCUGUUCGACGUGUGGAUGUCCGACAACGCAUUGCAUUCAGGCGAAGUGCGACAGAACGGGGAGCUAGUGGCAGCGCCAAACGACGAGCUAUUCAUGACGAAGUACUGCGAGGCGAGUGGGAAUGCCCGAGCGUUUGUGUGGAAGGGACUGUUGUCUACACUCGGCUCGCUGUAG